Molecule: messenger RNA, 1754 nt
Organism: Cavia porcellus (domestic guinea pig)
Lineage: Eukaryota; Metazoa; Chordata; Mammalia; Rodentia; Caviidae
Gene: Sqstm1
Product: sequestosome 1
Exons: 8
Coding region: 41-1378 (445 amino acids)
Biological process (GO): mitophagy; aggrephagy; endosome organization
Cellular component (GO): aggresome; amphisome
Molecular function (GO): protein kinase C binding; zinc ion binding; K63-linked polyubiquitin modification-dependent protein binding
Source: RefSeq, a predicted model, not a curated record
GCGCGGCACAGUCGCCGUCCCGCUGUGCUCCGAGCUCGUCAUGGCGUCGCUUACUGUGAAGGCCUAUCUGCUGGGCAAGGAGGGCGCGGCGCGCGAGAUCCGACGCUUCAGCUUCCGCUUUAGCCUGGACUCUCAGGUGGAGGCUGAGGCGGCGGCGGCGGGCCCUGGGGCCUGCGAACAGCUGCUGUGCCGCGUGGCAGCCCUGUUCCCGGCGCUGCAUCCUGGCGGCUUCCAGGCGCACUACCGCGAUGAGGAUGGGGACUUGGUGGCCUUUUCUAGUGAUGAGGAGCUGAUGAUGGCCAUGUCCUAUGUGAAGGAUGACAUCUUCCGCAUCUAUAUUAAAGAGAAGAAGGAGUACCGGAGGGAGCACCGACCCCACUGCGCACAGGAAGCGCCUGGCCCCAUGGUGCACCCCAACGUGAUUUGCGAUGGCUGCAAUGGGCCUGUGGUGGGGACCCGCUACAAGUGCAGCGUGUGUCCGGACUACGAUCUGUGUGCCACCUGCGAGGGCAAAGGCAUCCACAAGGAGCACAGCAAGCUUGUGUUCACCAGGCCCCCAGGACACUUGGCCGAGGGCCUGGUUCUCAACCGCCUGCUCCGGAAGCUGAAACACGGCCACAGAGGGUGGCAUGGCUGGGAGAUGGGCCCCCCAGGCAACUGGAGCCCUCGGCCUCCUCGGGCAGGGGACAUCCGCACCAGCCCUGCCUCAGAGUCGGCUUCUGGCCCACCCGAGGAUCCCGGAGUUAGUUUCCUGAAGAACGUAGGGGAGAGCGUGGCAGCUGCACUCAGCCCUCUGGGCAUCGAAGUUGACAUAGAUGUGGAGCAUGGAGGGAAGAGGAGCCGCCUGACACCUGGCUCCCCCGAGAGCUCGGGCACCAAGGACAAAGGCAGCUCCCAGCCCAGCAGCUGCUCCUCUGAGCCCAGCCCUCCGGGCAGCAGUGGCACAGGCACAGGUGCAGGCACAGCGCAGGCUCUGGCAGAGCAGAUGAAGAAGAUUGCCCUGGAGUCCCCAGGGCAGAGCGAGAUGGAAUCUGACAACAACGGUUCUGGAGGGGACGAUGACUGGACUCACUUGUCUUCAAAAGAAGUGGACCCGUCCACUGGAGAGCUGCAGUCCUUGCAGAUGCCGGAGUCAGCAGGGCCGAGCUCUCUGGACACCACCCAGGAGGGGCCCACAGGGCUGAAGGAAGCCGCCUUGUACCCCCAUCUCCCCCCAGCAGAGGCUGACCCUCGGCUGAUCGAAUCACUGUCGCAGAUGCUGUCCAUGGGGUUCUCAGAUGAAGGCGGCUGGCUCACCCGGCUCCUGCAGACCAAGAAUUAUGACAUUGGGGCAGCGUUGGACACCAUCCAGUACUCCAAGCAGCCGCCACCCUUGUGACUGCCUGGGCCCCGUCCCCUAGUUGCGCCCGUGUAGUGUAGGGCAGCAGACCCUCUGGGGCCACUUUCUGUGUCCUUCCAGAAUCUUAGGUGAGGACGUGUAGAGCCAUGGGGCAGGUGAUGCGGCCAUAGGCAACAGAGCCAGGUCCCUGUCCCCACCCAUGUCUCACCCACAACCCUGAGCUUGCUUACAGUGAGUAAUUACACAGAUGCCUGGCUGCUGUUGGGGUGCUGUCACUGCCCCUGAGGCCUGGGGAGGGACUGGUGAGGGGGCCUUUGCUCAAGUGCAGCAUGGUGCCCGAGGAGAGCCCUGCCCUGCUGCGCCCUGUCUGCAGACCAGCAGUCACCUCUGAUUAAAGCGCACGCACUUUAGCCCA